Messenger RNA from Drosophila obscura, 3391 nucleotides. RefSeq names its product solute carrier family 12 member 8. The transcript is spliced from 7 exons. Gene Ontology annotation, biological process: cell volume homeostasis; potassium ion homeostasis; potassium ion import across plasma membrane. The coding region runs from base 507 to 2678 and encodes 723 amino acids. Gene Ontology annotation, cellular component: membrane. NCBI's taxonomy places the organism in Eukaryota, Metazoa, Arthropoda, Insecta, Diptera, Drosophilidae. Gene Ontology annotation, molecular function: potassium:chloride symporter activity. The record is from RefSeq and is a predicted model, not a curated record.
AUUGGAAAGGAAAGCUAUCGAUGACGACUUUAUAGUUUACAUGAAAGUGUGUUUUUAUUUAACUUUAUACGCAUUUACCGCCGACAUCAGUUGCAUUGCAUUCGUUUCCUCCUGCCCUCCAAUGAUGAGGUCCGCUGUUGCGCGUGCCAGCUGCUAGUAAGCGAAAAGGGGGCCACACGACACAGAUUUGGAGCGCCUUUCCAGCCAAAUCACAUGCCCAAAAAUUUCAUUCGCUUGCCUGCGUGGAUGUGUUUUGGUAUCCAUCAUCAUCAUUGCGACGUCGCAACCAGAGCCAGCCAAGACGCCAAUAAAUAGCAAUCAGUUAAUUGCCGCGAUUAGGUCAGAACAGUCGAUAGAUAGCCUCAUCGCAGAGGCCAGGAAUAAGUCGGCUCCAACAAAAACAACAACAACUAGCCCCCAAAACGCACAGCUCUCUCUGUGCAGCACUCACACACACACACCAGCAACAACAGAACCCACACGCAGAACGCAGACGGGAGCGAAGUAUGAGUAAUACGGCGGAAAGUAACGGGAACCGGCGCACUGUCGACUGGCAGCGCUUCGGUCUUGGCGGCGAUGAUGACGGUGAGGUGGCCGUGGCCAGCUUUCGCCAGCGGACCAACAACAACACGGGCGGAUUCGUGGACCUGGGCAACGAGUACACAUACGCAGCCGGUGGCCACCAUGCCUCCGGAGCGAACGAGAUAUUCGCCGGGGAGCAGGGCGAUAAGCCUUGGUGGCGCUCGAACUUCUUCAUCUCGCAGCCGGUGCUGUUCGGUACCUGGGAUGGGGUCUUCACCUCCUGCCUGAUCAACGUUUUUGGCGUGAUCGUGUUCCUGCGCUCGGGCUGGAUCGUGGCCCAGGCGGGCAUCAUCAAUGCAGUGGCCAUCAUCGUCUGCACCGUCCUCAUAGCCCUGGUGAGCGUCCUCUCGGCCAUCGGCAUCUGCGAACGCUGCCGUGUGGAGAGUGGCGGCGUUUACUUUUUGAUUGCGCACACCCUGGGCUCCCGUUUCGGUGGCGCCCUGGGUCUGCUCUACUGCUUUGGCCAGGCGGUGGGCUGUGCCCUGAAUGUGCUGGGAUUCGGCGAGUCGAUGGCCGGACUGGUCGGACUGCAGGGCAACAAUUGGGCGGCUCGUGGCUUUGCCACCGCUGCUGUUCUUCUCCUGGGCUGCAUUAAUGUGGCAGGCGUCAAGUGGGUCAUCAAGCUGCAGUUCAUUCUGCUCAUGAUCCUGCUCAUCUCGGCGCUGGACUUUAUGGUCGGCAGCUUUGUGGGUGUAGAUCCAGAGAAUGGCUUCGAUGGCUGGAUGAGCGGCAACUUUGCUGAAAAUCUCUGGCCAAGGUACGAGAACGGCUAUUCGUGGUUCCGCGUCUUUGGCGUCUUCUUCCCCACCGUCACCGGCGUUCUGUCGGGCAUCAACAUGAGCGGCGACCUGCGCGCACCCUCCACAGACAUACCAAACGGCACCCUGGCUGCCUUUGGCACAUCGACAUUUUUGUACUUGGUGUUUGUUCUGUUCCUGGGGGCCACCUGCCAACGGGAUAAUCUCUACAAAGAUUACAUGAUCUCCGUCAAGGUGUCGGCGGUGCAUUUCCUGCUCCUGGCCGGCAUAUACGUGUCCAGCAUGUCCUCCUGCUUAGGCGCCAUGUAUGGCACACCACGCGUACUCCAGAGCAUAGCCAAGGAGAGCGUCAUUCCAGGCAUCGAUGUGCUGGGCAAGGGUCGCGGACCCAACAAAGUACCACUGUAUGCCAUGGCCAUUGUGGCACUCGUGACGGUCACCUUCAUUAUUGUGGGCGACAUUAACUUCCUGGCCCCCAUUGUGACCAUGCCCUUCCUGCUUACCUACGCCUGCAUCAACUACGCCUACUUCGCCUUGGCCCAGACCUUUGACAUACAGGAGCAGCGCGAGGAGCGCUUCCGCAUCCAGGCCUCGAGCCCCAGCUACGAGACACGUCGCUACGGCAGCGUCUCUGAUGGUGGCAACGACCUGGACCUGCUCUUCCCCGAUCGAGUGCGUCACAAGAAUUUGCAGAGUCCACAGAACUCGCCCAUGCACCAGGCGGCGCCAAUGGAGUUCGACUUGGAGGGGCCCAGCACCUCCACGACAGCGCCGGCAUCGAGCCAAGCCGCGGUAGCUCAGGCAUCAUCAACGACAACAACAGCAGCAGCCACAGAAACGGGCACAGAAGAUGCCACUGCGCUGUCAGUGGAGCAGUCGGCCACACAGGGCGGCAGCGAGGACGAGAACGAACCGAUUGCACCCAUCCGUCCGCCCAUACAUUCCAAGACGAAAAACUGGUACUCUGGCUACUGCAAUCGCUGGUUCUCCCUGGGAGGGGCCUUUGUCAAGUUGCUGGUGAUGCUGCUGGUCAACUGGUACUACGCUCUGACCUGCUUCCUGGUGGUCUUUGUCGUUUGGUUCUAUGUGGGCACAGCCAAUCCAGCCGUCAAGCCCGGCCUGACAGCCGAAUUCAACUUUUUCGCCUGGCUCAAGAGCGUCAUAUUCAGGUGUUUCGGCAAGCGCAGUCAUGAGUAUGAGCAGAUUGUGGUGACGCCCUCAUGUCCGGGCGUAGAUCUGUCGCCGACGCAGCUGAACGAGCAGAACGAGGACUUUAGGCCGCGGCCCAACUACCACCACUCGUCCGUCAUCGAGGGUCGCCUGAUCGACGACAUCUAGAUUCUAGAUAUAUGUAGAUGCGUGGAAUGGGGGUGUGGGGGCGAACGUCGCUGUGCAGCUGUAGCAAGCAAUAUUUGAGUGCAUUUCUGCAAAGCUAGAGCUAGAGCUAAACUAAACUAAAACAAAAAGAUAACACAACUAAACUAUAUACUUACAUAACUAUGCGAUAUGAAUGUUUGUAUUUCAAUGUAUGGAUGUGUAUGUUGUGUUCGUGUGUUUAAGCUAGGAGCUAAGGAUAUACUAUAUGUAUGGUAAUUAUGUUUAGUCCAGGCACAGGCAUUUACAACCGAAUAUUCCCCUUUGUCCUUCCAGCACAAGCAGCACAUUGGCACCCGCACACACACAUAUUCAUACCACACAGGCACGCACAGCGCACAGACAGAACGGAACGAAACGAAACAGAACAGAACAGCUCAGAGCAGUCAUUUUUGUAUACAUAUUAAUUAUAAUUUAAUUAACUUAAGUUUUUGGCACGCUUUUCAAUGUGUUCCUUGUUCGCGUAAUUAUUUCUAGAUAGAAAGAAAGAAAGAGAGAGAAAAAAAACAGCUAGAGCGUGUAAAAUUGUUGCUAAAUGGAUAUGUUUCCGCACACUGACAGCAUUUUGGAGGAGACAUAUGUGAUACUGAGAUAAUAAGUGAAACCAAAAAAAAAAAGGAAAAAAAAAACCAAUUAAAAUUUUCAGAAUCUGACGACUUUGCAUUUGAAAGAAAGAA